Haliotis rufescens (red abalone) is the source of this 533-nucleotide messenger RNA. RefSeq names its product ADP-ribosylation factor-like. The coding region runs from base 33 to 533 and encodes 166 amino acids. Gene Ontology annotation, cellular component: plasma membrane; cytoplasm. Gene Ontology annotation, molecular function: GTPase activity; GTP binding. Lineage: Eukaryota; Metazoa; Mollusca; Gastropoda; Lepetellida; Haliotidae. The record is from RefSeq and is a predicted model, not a curated record. The transcript has 4 exons. Gene Ontology annotation, biological process: intracellular protein transport; vesicle-mediated transport.
AUCGUGUUUAGGUGAUAUAUGGUGAUAUCGCUAUGGGUUUGUUACUAUCGCGGCUUAUGCAGAUCUACAGUGAGUUUUCAUCGGAACCAGCUCGGAUCCUGAUGCUGGGACUGGAUGCAGCAGGUAAGACGACCAUCCUGUACAAGCUGAAGCUGAACGAGAGCGUGUGCACCAUCCCCACCAUCGGCUUCAACGUGGAGACGGUCAGUCCGGUGAAGGGCGUGACGUUCACGGUGUGGGACGUUGGGGGCCAGGAGAAGAUCAGACAGCUGUGGAAACACUACUACCUGAACACACAAGGUCUGAUCUACGUGGUGGACAGCGCAGACCGUCUGCGCAUAAAGGAAGCCAGAUUGGAGGCUUUAUACAGUGCCCUUAAACCCUCGGAAGUCGUCGAGGAACUUGACAUUAGGGACCUCAGUGACCGGAAAUGGUACAUACACGGCGCAUGCGCACCAAAUGGAGAAGGGUUAUUGGAAUCAGUGCAGGAAAUGUCGCGACUCGUGAAAGACUUUCAGAAAGCUCGUCGAUGA